Diaporthe amygdali is the source of this 474-nucleotide messenger RNA. RefSeq lists its product as uncharacterized. The record is from RefSeq and is a predicted model, not a curated record. The transcript is spliced from 2 exons. The coding region runs from base 1 to 474 and encodes 157 amino acids. Lineage: Eukaryota; Fungi; Ascomycota; Sordariomycetes; Diaporthales; Diaporthaceae.
AUGAACGAUUUUUUCAAGGAAACAGAGAAACUAGAAAACCGUGCAAAGGUUCUUCGCGAGGCUAUGAUCGAGAACCCGACCAACGCGGAACGCUCUGAAGAUCCAAUUCUCAUUGAUUCAGAGACCUUGGACGAGGCUGAAGCGCAAAAUCUCCUCUCUGGAAAAGACCUGCUGGCGAUGAGAGCCCACCAAUGGCAUGCUCCGGAUGAUUUGCAAGAGUGUUUCGGACCAUGCAAAAUCUUUGCCCUCUACUUCUCAUAUGCUCGAAUCAUGGCACUCUUGCAGGGUGCUGGUUUCUCGACUGGUCUACGUAUUGCAGUGGUCGAGGACAGCGGACAGAAAGCCCUGGGCAUUUCCACCGCUAUGGGGUUUGCUGUAGUAUUGUCGGAAUGGAUUGCUAGCGAGUGGUGGGCGACGGGAAAGGCCAAACCAGCAAGCAAUUCCGACCAGCAUGAGAAGAGUUGCCAUCAUUGA